AGCCGAUUUGUUACUUGGCUUGUAGUUCUCUCAGAUCAUGAUCCCAGCCUCGGCUUAGCCUUUGAGGUUGCCGGUUUUCCCGUCUAUCGUUAUAAUCAAGAACUUGUCGUAAAUUGGCUCAAAAAGCGAAUAGACACCGUUUCAGCUUGCAUCGAUCAGCUACCCCACCAAUGGAUGAAGCACUUAAUAUUCCAAGCUUGUGACAAACUCAAAAGCCUUAAGUCAAUUUGCCCCGAUACAUUCAGUGAAUCUUCCUCUCUAGGUUAUGCUCCAGAUUCUAAAUCUGCAAUUUCUCAACAACUGGGCCUCAUAUCUCCCGAGAUGAAACUAUGGCUGUCUUGCCAGGUCGUUUGUGACUACCUCCCUGACGACCUAGCGAAGACGCUUAGAGAUUCUCUCAAUUUGAGCCAGAGACCCGAUGGAUUUGAAUCAGCCAUUCCAAAGCCCUCGCUUGAAUACCCCCUCAAGAGUAACUCUGAGGUAGAAAACAAUGCCCCUGUGAAUCCAAAAAAACGAAUUUCGGUAGAUUUUGCUACUCAACUUUUUCACUUCAUACCUAUAACUAUCUUACUCUAUGUUAGCAUAUCUAUCGUUUGGCUCAUAAGUAAGAUUUCAUAA
Molecule: messenger RNA, 618 nt
Organism: Protopolystoma xenopodis
Lineage: Eukaryota; Metazoa; Platyhelminthes; Monogenea; Polystomatidea; Polystomatidae
Source: the annotation of a GenBank genome assembly